Molecule: messenger RNA, 1266 nt
Organism: Protobothrops mucrosquamatus (brown spotted pit viper)
Lineage: Eukaryota; Metazoa; Chordata; Lepidosauria; Squamata; Viperidae
Gene: ABHD8
Product: abhydrolase domain containing 8
Exons: 4
Coding region: 1-1266 (421 amino acids)
Molecular function (GO): catalytic activity
Source: RefSeq, a predicted model, not a curated record
AUGUUGACCAGCAUCGCUGACGGGCUUCUCUGCUGCCUUCUGGGCAAGGUGCCCAAUGUCGUGGGGCCCCUGGAGCCGGUCGAGUCCAGCAACGGCUACAGCUUUGUGGAGGUGAAGCCUGGGCGGGUCCUGCGGGUGAAGCACGUCGCCCCCUCCCACCCCCCCAGCACGGAGGAGAAGGAGGAGGAAGAGGAGCCCCAGAAGACGGGCGCCGUGCACUGCAAACGCCGGAUCGCCGUGUACCGCAACGGGCAGAUGGUCAUCGAGAACCUGGGUGAGGCAGGGCAGCAGCCCGACGUCCCGCAAGGCCAGAACGGCACCGAGGCCCAGAGCAUGGUGGAGGCAGAGGUCUCAGAUGCGAAUCCAGCCACGAUGCCCACAGCCAGUGGGGGCACGGCGCUCAAACGCCGCCGGCAAAAGCCCAAAAGAGUGGUCCACAUUGACUGCACCAAGUACAUCAGCAGCUGCAAGGGGAUCCACCGGGACGUGGUGCUGUUCUUCAUCCACGGGGUGGGCGGCUCUUCGGACAUCUGGAAGGAGCAGGUGGACUUCUUCACCCAGCUGGGCUACGAGGUGGUGGCCCCCGACCUGGCUGGGCACGGGGCCAGCUCUGCCCCCCAGAUCGCGGCCGCCUACACCUUCUACGCCCUGGCGGAAGACAUGCGCAGCCUGUUCAAGCGAUACGCCAAGAAAAGGAACAUCCUGGUCGGACACUCGUAUGGGGUCUCCUUCUGCACCUUCCUGGCCCACGAAUACCCGGAUCUGGUCCACAAGGUGGUCAUGAUCAACGGAGGGGGGCCCACCGCCCUGGAGCCCAGCCUAUGCUCCAUCUUCAACAUGCCCCCCUGCCUGCUGCGCUGCCUCUCGCCCUGCCUGGCCUGGAGCUUCCUCAAAGCCGGCUUCGCCCGCCAGGGCGCCAAGGAGAAGCAGUUGCUGAAGGAGGGCAAUGCCUUCAACGUCUCCUCCUUCGUCCUGCGGGCCAUGAUGAGCGGGCAGUACUGGCCGGAGGGGGACGAAGUCUACCACGCCGAGCUGACCGUGCCCACGCUGCUGGUGCACGGCAUGCACGACAAGUUUGUGCCCGUGGAGGAGGACCAGCGCAUGGCGGAGAUCCUGCUGCUGGCCUUCCUGAAGGUGAUAGACGAGGGCAGCCACAUGGUCAUGCUGGAGUGUCCGGAGACGGUCAACACCCUCCUGCAUGAGUUCCUGCUCUGGGAGCCCGAGCCCCUCCCCUCCGAAGAAGGCCCCCCGGCGGGGAAGAAGUAG